Molecule: messenger RNA, 6551 nt
Organism: Trichoplusia ni (cabbage looper)
Lineage: Eukaryota; Metazoa; Arthropoda; Insecta; Lepidoptera; Noctuidae
Product: protein expanded-like
Exons: 4
Coding region: 1580-5383 (1267 amino acids)
Biological process (GO): positive regulation of hippo signaling
Cellular component (GO): cytoplasmic side of apical plasma membrane; cytoskeleton
Source: RefSeq, a predicted model, not a curated record
GACAAUAUACGAUAAACUAUUGUAAUGUUGAUAAAUUUUGUCCCAUUAACUAAGAAUUCUUUCCUUACGUAUUUGCUUACAACAAGCAAAUGAAAUAAAAUAGCAAUUAUUCUUCCCGUUCCCAAACUAGUGCCAUAAAUUUACUUUUUAGUAAAAAAAGAUAGUGACCAGCUUAUCCGACAAAACAUUAUCGUCUUUUAUUAAAUAAGUAAGUAGAUGUUUUGCGUUAUAUAAAAGUAUAUUAUGGCUUUUCUGUCUACCUAGUGACAGCAUUUUGUCUUUACUGCCAUGCAAAUUACAUAGGUACUCAUCUCAAACUUCUAUCUCUGGCAGAGAAAGGUAAGGAGAUAGUUUCAUGCUUUUUCGCCGUCGAUGCAUUUAUUAAGAAAUUGCCUGUUUUUUUGGCGAGGUCAAGUUGAUUCAGUCCAUCAUUAUAUAAGAAUGCGGCACUAGUUCAUCAGCAAUCGGCCAUACUCAGUACCUACGAUUUAUAACUAUCUCGUAUAGUUGCUUAGAGUAUGGCCAUAUGGUCUACCUGUUUGACAAGUCUAUAUAAAUUGGAGUAAAUUAACAUCUAGCUAGGUUUGUGAAAAUAGAUACCUACAUAAAUAAUGACGCACAGCAUGACAUGACGCUAUGAUUGUAAAUGAAACUACUAAACUUGAUGUAAACUGUUCUAAUGUGUGUUGAUAGUAAAACGUAGGUGCACGUCUUCUCCUGGAAUUUGUUUAUAUUUACAGAGCUAUACAAUUUUAUUUAUACAUAAAGUACUGCCAUAAUUAGGACUAUAUUGUGCCAGCCUAAUUUAGGACUAUAAUAAUCAUGCAAAUAGUGCCUAGGUUGAGUAAGAAGGUAUAAAGUAGACCGCAUAUUCAGUAAUUAACUAAGUACUGUAUACCAACCUUAUGAAUUAAUUUUAAGAGAUUGGGAAAAAAAUGGAAUUUCUUGUGUGACCUAGUAUACCUACUACCCGCUUAAACAAUUAAGAUCCAUAUUCCAUUCAUUACAAAAAGAAUACCUUAAACUUAACAUUUUAGCAGUGUGAGCGCUCUAGAGCCCCAGAUGUCGACUUAACUGUAAGCUAAACAAAAGAUUAGAGGUGCUCAUAGGCAGGUCGCUGGGGCCGCGGCCUCAAAGUGUUUGGAAAUUCUAUUUAUUUUAAUGGGCAGAGGUUGACCGCGCGCAUUCCGUCCGCACGGCGAUGCCGCGCCGGCGAGUCGCGUCUGCAGCGUACCCACACGGAGGCUCCAGCCUACAGCGGGCCUCGGCCGGUACCCGCGCGCCACUAACGUGCCGCAUUCCACCGAGCCGAAGUCGCGGCGCGCCCCGCGCGUGCCUUCGCCUGUGCCUUCGCCGCCGACCCACGCGCCCACUUCGCUUCAGUCAGUCGUACUAGCGCGCCCAUGGACUUAGUGCGCCUCGACGUUAUUCGUCGCGCCUUAUAGCUCACAACAUCGCGCGACUUGUAGUGAAGUGAAGUGCCAAUGGAUGCGGUUAACCAAGGAAUAUAGUGUCUUUACGUGCAGCUGCAUUGGAUUUGUCUAUUCAUGAGCGAGUAACAGUGGUCUCGAGAUGCGACAUGCGUGCUCUGUGUUCGGUUCGCGGGCCGUUGGGCGGAGACACGCGCGCGCUCGGCGCGGGCGCGCGGUUUCUGUCCCUGCGCAUGCCCGGCCAGCCCCAACCUCUCCACUUCGUUGUAGAAGCCAAAGCAAGAGUCAAAGAAUUGAAGUCUUUGGCCAACGCCCACGCACAACUACAAGGCAUGACCGAUACGGAACUGUUUGGUUUAGCAAUCUUGCAAAAUGGAGAAUAUUUGUUUGUUGACUUAGAAAGCAAACUAUCUAAAUAUGCGCCAAAGAGCUGGAGAUCAUCCCACACCCAUGGUUUGGACGCGAACGGGAAGCCGCUCCUUGAAUUGCACCUGGUCGUGCAGUUUCACGUGGAGAGUCCACUGCUCCUGCACGAUGAAAUCGGCCGCCACCUCUACUUCUUACAACUGCGGCAAAAUGUGCGAACACGGGAUGCCUUACCAGCUGAAGUCCUCUUACUGCUCACCGGGUUAGCUUUACAAGCAGAAUACGGUGAUGCAGACACGUUUGAAGAUAGAGACUACUUCAAAGUAGAAGACUAUGCACCGGCAUCGCUUACCGGAGAUUGGGUGGCGGCUGCAAUGCGCGCCUGCCAUCGGGAACACCGAGGCCUUACUAAAUCUGACGCAGAAACUAGAUUCAUACGAGAAGUUUGUCUACUCCCUGACACAAUAAACUCGCAUAGAUAUCGCCUAAAACAGUCGAAAUCAGAACCUGAACCAGGUACGGUGUGGCUUCUUGUCACAGCAAAAGGUAUAAAGAUAUUACCUGAUAACGGACAACUGUCAAAUUUUAUAUGGAGCGCGAUUGGCAAAUUGAGUUUUGAUAGAAAGAAGUUCGAGAUCAGAACCGAAGAAGGAAAAUUGACAUUAUUUUCUUCAAGUGAAGAAAAGUGUAAAUACCUUUUCGCGCUGUGCAAAGAAACCCAUCAAUUCUCUAUGAAGAUAGCCCCAAAAUUCAAUGAAAUCUUGAGAAAGGAAGAAGAGGAGCGUAAAAUUUGUUUUGGUUACUCGAAAUCGUUAAAUGUCCAGUCGAAUCAAAACAAGAGUGAACAAAGAAUAUCAGUUAUAUCAUCUACAAGCUCCAAUACAACAUCAGGGAUUGUAAGUGACAGAGUUCAAUCUGAAGAUGAAUUAGAAAUUAUGAUAGAUUCUCCUCCAGCUCCUUCAACUGAAAGUUUAGCUUUUGCUCAUUUACUAGACAGUUCGAAUUCUUACUUCAUAAGGAAUAUACCUCAAGAUAAUCAACCACUGAGCAAAACGUCCUCAUUGCAACUACAAAAAUCUAAAAUCCGUGUAAAGAAGACUAAAGACGAUUGCGAGAAUGUUAGCAGAAAUGAUAUAACAUUACCAGAACCACAUUCCGUAAACCAGUUGGAAGAAACGACUUCUUUACCUGAUCAAAGUAUUAGCGAAACUUUAACCGAUAGUCCGAGGUCUAAUAAACUGAAAUGCACGGGAUCACAAUGCUCAUCAUCGUGUAGUACUGUCAUAAUGGCCAGAGCGGGUCUAAGUACACUAAGCAGGACGUCCAACGCAAGUAGUUUAGAGCUAGGAUAUAGCCACACUGCUCAAAAUUCUAUGUUAAGUGAUAACAGUACUGUUGGUAUUGAUAUAGAAUAUUCGCAAGAUACAGCGUCCGCUUUAUAUGAUGGGUUAGGUCAACCAGUCACCGUAGCGGCUUCGAGUGAAACCAGCGGAGUCUAUACCAUGAGUAGCUCCGAAUUAACAGCGCGAUCGAAAAUGGGCACUUUAUCAGAAACUAGUAGAACAGAAUAUGAUGGAUCACAUUAUGACAGCUACCAGCCAUCGAAAGAAAAUGAUCUGGCAGACUUCGAUAGUGUUUCGUCAAUACUAAAGAACAAAUCGGAGAGAACUAGUCACACAACCGGCACACAAAGAUUAAAGUCAUCUCAACCGAGUUCAGACUGCGUAGAUGGAGCAGCUAAGUUCCCGAAAACCGAACAACAUAAUAAGGAAAAUGUAUUUAGAGAAAGAACAAACUCAAAUGUUAGUGCAAUCUCAUUUCACGGAGACGGUAGCGACCCGACCGAUAAGAAACAUAAUUUACUAACUGCGAGUGAACUUAGUGAUCUGAUAGUGGGAAGAGGAGUCUAUCCGAAAAGUCAAUCAGUAAGCGACACUCUCGAUUCUGUUUCAGACUAUGUCAGGUUGCCUAUUCCAUUUUCGGGUGACAGCUACCUGCAGGGCCAUGAAGAUACUGCUCCUUCAGACGAUCAUUAUCCAAACAACUCAUUUUUUGAUCGGCCUCCAACGCCUCCGACCCGAAUUGACAGUCGCAAAUUACUAAACUUAUCUCUUCCAAACAUAUUUGAUAUAAAUGGAGAUACGCCAGUCAGACCUCCGUUUCCGGAUAAGCCACCGCCGCCCUACGAGUAUAACCAUCAAACUGUUGCGCCUACUGCUCCUACACCUGCAAAAGCUCCUCCAGCCUAUCCUGGCUCAACAGCUUCGGUCAGAUCUUUAAAGCAACUAGGCGAGAAGGAAGAAGUUGCAGCCCGAGUCGUAACAUCUAAACCUAUGAUAACAAUUUUAAAAGCUGAAGCUGGCGAAGUUAACGCUUCAAGUGAAAGAACGUUUGCCAGCCCCAUGGUCCUGGAACACAAAUUCCAAAAGUUUAAGCGACACCAAGCCUCUAGUCGUCGGGCUGAGAGGUCCAAAUUAGCGCAGGGAAUAAAUAACAAUCUGUCGCCCUCUAGAGAAAUGGCUCAUGGAGUGGACUCUAAUGUGCUAGUAGCCAUGAUGAAGUUGGCUCCUCCUCCACCACUAGCGCGUCGCGCCCGACUACCGCCGCCGCCGCCAGCCGCGAGGCUGCCGCCGCCACCCCCGCCACACAAUCCCAUGUUCCAACAACAACUCUACAGCGACGUGGACUACGUUUACUAUCCCUUACAAGAUCCAGCCGUAUCACAACAAAAUUACCUAGACCAUAAAUUGACUGAAGUUCGCGUAUCAAAUAUGCACAAAAAUGGCCUGCAGUACAGAAGCACACCGUACCUAUCUACUUCCAUGUCUGCAUCGUCCAUGUAUGGAUCGAUCCAAAAUCUCUCGGAUUCUUACGUCCAGUUACCUGGAACGCGAACGAGUUGGUACUCGCUAACGAGCAGAACGUCGCUGAGCAACCAUUCCAUAAAUCUUGAACGGCCGCAACUAUCUGCGCGGGUACCGGACGUUUCGCAUUUCGUGCGGACGAAAUCAGACGAGAAUGUGUUGAAUGCCAAGGAUCCGCCGCCCGUUAAAAUGAGACGGAUGCCUCCGCCUCCCCCGCCGCCUUAUGAAUACAAGAAGAAACUUGUUAAUUACUCAAGGGAAGUAAAACCUCCGCCAACUACGUCGAAUGUUAACAGUGAUGUGUGUGUAAACAAAGUGAAAGACUCUAAUUGUGAUUUAGACAUAAAAACUCUUCGUGAGAAAAGUAAAAAUCUUGAUCUGCCUCUCAUAGCAGCCCUAUGUAACGACCGAUCGUUACUUAAACAAACAAAAGCUUUUGGUGCUCCAAAGUUAACUAGACAGACAGGUAGUGACUGUGAAAGUGAACGGAAGUGUUUAAAGUCUGUUCCGAACGCCACCGAUAACUUAGAUAAUAAGAAUAAACAAGAAUGUAAUGCUAAGAGGGUAAUGACAGGGUCUCAGAAAAAAGUUAUGAUACGAAACCCCACAGAUAAACUUCCAGCAUUGCCGGUUACUGAAAGUCAUACACCGCGAGCAAUGUCGAAUACGUAUGUCAUGCAUCCAACAGUAGCUAAAGUAAAAAAAUCUCAACCGAGCUCAUGACAUUAUGAUAAAUAAACCUACUACUUGUGGAUCCUUCCAGUGCUAUGAUCUUUCAUCCACCGAUUUAAAGACUGAGCUUAAUGCCCCCAGAACUUAAGAUUGGAACCACAUUUGCAUCGAUGUUCUAUUGCAUUUAAAUUAAGUCAAAAUAUUUAAACAAAAAAUACUGCUGUUAAUUUUACGUGACAUUUACAAACAGAGGUACACAUGUGGAUCCUAAUUAAGACUAUUACUUUAAAUACAAUUAAAUAUGUUAAUAUUUAUAAAUACCUAUACUAUUAUACACUUUUUUCCAUGAUUACCUACAAAAUGUGUAAACAAAUUUUAACUACCUUCAUACGAAUUUUAUGAUUUUUAAAUAUUGGAUCAACACAUACCUGUAUUAUAUGAGUAACAUCUGUUAUUUAAUAUAUAUCGACGUAACGUGGCAUGUUUUUAAUUUUUUGAUAUAAAUUUUCGACAUAAGUAUUAAACUUAUUAUACAAGUAUUAGGUAACUAUUUUAUAAUGUCAGAGUCAAUAACUUUGUGGUUGUUAAAAUAAUCUUUCAAAUUUUGAAUUGCUCAAUAGUUUAACAUAGUAUAAUUCCUAUAAUUAUUUAUAGACAAUAUAAAAAUCGUCAUGUAAUACCAAAGUAAUUUGGCGAAUAAAACAAGAAUAACUGUUGCCAAAUAUCAACAACAAUUUUGUACUAAAUUACCGAUAUUGCUGGUAUUUAAUUAAUUAAAGGUAGUUGAAGACUACAAAUCAACCAUGAAUCAUUCCAUAUAAGGGUGUGUUGGAAGUUCCAGAUAUAAACAAAUAAUGUGAUAUAAAAUGUGCCUUUCCAACUGUAUUAAUAUUGUUAAUUAACAAAAGAAUUCAAAAGAAAUAGUUGAUAUAAUUUAAAACACGACAUCCAUUUUCAUGGAUCCAUUACUAAUAUGAAUAAACGCAUAAUUUCAUUCUUGUAUGUUUGUGUAAAAUAUACGUUCCGAAUUCACUAUAAAAUAGUGAAUUAUUGUAAGAAAAUAUUACUUGUGUUAUGAAAUACUCGCUGUUUGAUAUAUUACCUGUUAAAAAUAUGUGUAUCAGAAAUCAUUGCUUGUUGUAAUCAUAGUAAAUGAAAGUGUAAUAAUUUCAACAACUAUUUAUUUACUUUAAAAUCAUAAUGUGUACAUAAUAAUAAA